AUGACAGCCGACGCCCGACGACCCUCAAUCGGUUCCCCACGUCGUUCUCUCGAUGGCGCGCGUCCGCCAGCACCCACGUCGCCUCCUUCUGCCUCUGCAUCUACACAUUCCGCUCCCACUCCCCCAUACUACAUCCUCCUUUCGCACUCUGGCGUCCUCGCGCACGCGCCGAUUACCUAUCACUAUGCGGACGACCCAGCACUAGCAUUGCUACCGGAAAGUCCGGGAGAACAUGUCGUGCUGCUAGACUGGACGUUGACUGAGGUGACGGGAACCGCAAACGCGUCGCCGUCUGGCGCUACGGCUGGGUCAACAUCAGGCGCUACGACUGCUGGAUCGACAUCGGGCGCGGCGACGGCGUCGAGUGCGACGCCCCUUGUUAGUCCCUCUGCAAGUACACCUAGCGCACGAAUAGCACAUUCGGAAUCGACCAUCAAGCCGGACGAUCUGGUGAUGGGGGAGAGGGUCACUGCUCAAUCGCUGUCGCCUUCGUUGGCGGUGACAGGCGUGCGCGUGGAGGACGUACAGAGUCAUCGGAUGUAUGUGGUGGAGACGACGGAUGGGGCAGGGUGCGCGCCAUCAGCGGACAUGAGCGCAGAGGCGCUUGUAGCCACGUUCAAGCAGAGAAAUGCUGCUCUUCAGCAAGUGCUCGACUAUACGUCAUUAUGA
Schizophyllum commune H4-8 is the source of this 669-nucleotide messenger RNA. RefSeq lists its product as uncharacterized. The record is from RefSeq and is a predicted model, not a curated record. Lineage: Eukaryota; Fungi; Basidiomycota; Agaricomycetes; Agaricales; Schizophyllaceae. The coding region runs from base 1 to 669 and encodes 222 amino acids. The transcript is spliced from 3 exons.